AUGGAUUCCGGGGUACUCUUCAUCCUUUUUUCUCCCCUGGCAUUUGCAGUGCUGGGGGUUGCUGGUGCCAUUUACCUGGCAGGCGUGGCGGUAUACCGACUCUUUUAUAGUCCAAUUUCUCAUAUCCCUGGGCCCAAAAUUGCCGCAGUCACACAUUGGUACGAGUUUUACCACGAUGUUCUCCGCGGAGGUCAGUAUGUGUGGAAAGUAGCACAGAUGCACGAUAAAUAUGGCCCAGUAGUGCGCAUUAACCCGGACGAGGUCCACGUUGCGGACCCUGAUUUCUAUGCGGUGCUUUACAACAAUGGGCAAGAGCGACGUGACAAAGUCUUCAAGCAUACGCGGCAAUUCGGUGCUCCCGACUCAGUCCUCGCAGCGGUUCAUCAUGAUCUCCAUCGGAUGAGGAGAGCGACGCUUAGCUCUUAUUUCUCCAAGGCCAGCGUGUAUAGACUGGAGCCUGUGAUCCAAGACAAGAUUGACGAUAUGAUCGAUCAUAUGGAGCUCUUGCAAAAUGCGAAAGGGACCGUACCGCUAAUGGAGAUGUUUACUGCAUUGACCAACGACGUCGUCAUGGAAUAUGCGUUUGCCAGGAGUGAACAUCGAUUGACAAAGAGCGACUGGGAUCCAGAACUUUUACACGCAUUUGAAAAGGCCAGUGAUAUGGCUCAUAUUGUAUUACAUAUGAACUGGGUCUUGCGAUUGCUUCAGGCGCUACCCCUUCGACUGGCAAUGAUUCUCAAUCCAGGAAUGGGCAAAGUUGUUGCUUUUCAAGACUCCGUAAAAGAUCAAAUUCGCGACAUUCAAACCGGCCGCAACCGAUCAAACGAAAAAUCAUCCCACCGCACAAUCUUCCACGAAGUCCUCGACUCCCAAAUGCCCGAGUCCGAAAAGAAACUCGAGCGAAUGUGGCAAGAAGGCAUGGUCGUCGUUGGAGCCGGAACCGAGACAACGGCCUGGACAUUGGUCGUGGGAAUCGUGAACAUUCUCCUCAACCCAGAAAUCCGAGAGCGGUUGGAAAACGAGAUAAAAGCCGCCAAGGGGGAGAAGAGCUCCCUUGACUUUAAACAGUUGGAACAGCUACCCUAUCUGUCAGCUUGCAUUAAAGAAUCCUUACGCCUGUCAUACGGUGUGACGAGUCGUCUUCCACGCGUCGCUCCGAAUGAUGUCCUACAGGUACCCGGUACGGGGCUGCCGAUCCCGCCCGGCACAAAGGUAUCAAUGAAUGCGGUCAUGAUCCACCAGAAUCCGAAGUUAUUCCCGCAGCCACUCCAGUUCCGGCCCGAGCGUUGGCUGGAUAAUCCCCGUCUUGAUCGAUACCUCGUAUCUUUCUCCAAGGGGGCUCGGCAAUGCAUCGGUAUUAAUUUGGCUUAUGCGGAAUUGUACAUGGGCCUCGGGGCAAUUUUCUCCCGCUUCACUGCUUCUGAUGAUGGACCUCAGCUACAGCUGAUUGAUCCUGUUGCUAGUGUUGCUGAUAUUGAGUUGGCUGGUGACUUUUUCGUUCCUGCUACUAAGUCUGGGAAUAAGAAGACGAAGGUUCAUUUUCAGUAA
This is a messenger RNA of Penicillium manginii, 1548 nucleotides long. RefSeq names its product cytochrome P450. Gene Ontology annotation, molecular function: iron ion binding; heme binding; monooxygenase activity. The record is from RefSeq and is a predicted model, not a curated record. Lineage: Eukaryota; Fungi; Ascomycota; Eurotiomycetes; Eurotiales; Aspergillaceae. The coding region runs from base 1 to 1548 and encodes 515 amino acids. The transcript has 6 exons.